Erythranthe guttata (spotted monkey flower) is the source of this 1852-nucleotide messenger RNA. RefSeq names its product B3 domain-containing protein Os01g0234100. Lineage: Eukaryota; Viridiplantae; Streptophyta; Magnoliopsida; Lamiales; Phrymaceae. Gene Ontology annotation, molecular function: DNA binding. The record is from RefSeq and is a predicted model, not a curated record.
CUAGUAUAGUAGUAGCCUCUGCUCCUGAUCGCUCUAUUCGCACGCAUAUUAUCCAGGCUCCAGGGUCCAGGUUUCCAACACCCGGCCGCAAAUUACAACGCCGACAGAAAACCCGGAAGAGUUUCUCUCUCUUCUGCCUUUGUUCGACUGAGUGUAAAUUGAAGAGGAAAUGAAACUGAAGAUACUCCACCAGAGUCCAGAGAGUCAGCGACUUAUGAAAGGGGAAAACCUGGAGAUUGAUGAAAUGGAGGAGGAACCUCAGAUUCGCGUUUCGCCCGAGAUGGAGAAUUCGCCGCACCAGGAGCUCCCUCUGGUUAAUGCUUUCCACCCCAUGCUUGUUUCUGGCAAGAGGAAGAGGAAGCCGAAGGAGUUAAUCGACGACUUUGUACCGAUUAUUCGGGUGAGGAAGAAGAAUUCCUCUUCUUCUAAAUCAAAAGAUGUUACGCCGCCAGGUCAUGCAGCAGCAUUGAUGAGAAAAGUAGAUUGCACAUUUGGUCGGUCAAGCAAUGCCCAAUCAAACUCACCUACGAUGGUUCGAGCAGAGGAGGUGCAGUCGAGUCUGAGCAACGACCAGCCUAAUUUCUUGAAAUUUUUAGUCAGAUCACAUGUUGGCAGUUGUUUCUGGAUGGGUCUACCUGUGCCUUUCUGCAAGGUAUAUUUACCUAGUGAGGACACUAUGGUCAUUCUCGAAAAUGAAAAUGGUGAAGAGUUUCCGGUUAAAUAUAUCGCGAAUAAGACGGGUCUAAGUGCUGGAUGGAGGAAGUUUGUUGCUGGAAGCAAAUUGCUCGAAGGAGAUGUUCUGAUCUUCCAACUGAUUGGGCCUUGCAGAUUUAAGGUAUACAUAAUAAGGGCAAACGAUUUGACGGAGGUCGAUGGUGCUCUUAGCCUUCUAAUUUUGGAUUCUCAGACAAAGCAAAACGACGCGGAGGCAAGUAUGGAUGCGCAAAUCAAGAAGAGGAGGCACCGAAAAUCCCUACCCUUGAAAAUUGUGCACAAGAAGAAACGCAACGAAUCCUCGUUUGGGUCCCAUCCAGAAAAACAGCCCGAAGAACAUUCCGGAAACGACAGCGAUGAGGUGGCGUCAGAAGUUCUGGAGUGCACCAAAUUCAACGAAUCUUCAUUUAAUUUUAAAGAUGUCAAAACCUUCGAAGAUUUUCACAUCGUAGUGAAUGGAGUGUGCAUAGAUUCCGAAUUACCGGAACAAAUUCGUCGAAAAUACUACGAACUCUGUUCCAGCAAGAACGCGUACCUCCACGAACGUCUCCUUCCAGGCCUCUACACCAAGCUAGCAUGUGGAAUAAUCGAUCAAACAAUCAAAAUUGCCGAUUGUAUAAAAAGCUGUAACCUCACCACUCCAAGGAAGGAUUUCGAAGUGUGGGAAAAGUCGCUGAGGUCAUUCGAACUGUUGGGCCUGAACGUGGGCUUUUUGCGGGCCCGUCUAAAUCACCUACUAACUCUGGCCUUCGAUUCGGAAGAUGCAUUCGAGAUCAGACGGUACUGGGAAGUCCAGAAUGACAAAAGUCUCACCGAAGAUGAAAUUAAGAAGCUUGAAAUAAAGAUAGACGAAUUGAAGGAAGCGUGCGAAAAAUACGAUCGGGAAAUCGAGGAUUUGAAAAGGAAAGCGGAGAGCUACGAAGUGAAGUUUCUAGAAGAGGUUAAUGCACCUUGGUAAUGUUUCUUUCUCUCUUGGAUGUGUACAAUUAUAGACUGUGUUAUUUUAGUAGAUAGAGGAAAAAGAGAGACAGCAUAUAGAGCUUUUUAAAGCUAAUUAUCUGUUAGUAUUUUGUUACUGUAUGCCUUAACUUUAAUUGAACAAUCUUUUUUUUUUUUUUUUAUAAAAUCAUUUUAGCAC